Chara braunii is the source of this 4140-nucleotide messenger RNA. Lineage: Eukaryota; Viridiplantae; Streptophyta; Charophyceae; Charales; Characeae. The record is from the annotation of a GenBank genome assembly.
CAUGUGCCUUGCGAUUGCUUCUGUUGAUGCAAUGGAGAGGUUGUAAGGGUCCGAAUGAUGCGGAUAAGAGGUACAACAACAGGUCGAAACUGUAUCGCGACAAGGCGUGGGCUCAUGACUGGGUCGGAGUUGCUGGCGAGUCCGGGUGCGGUGCUGCUGUGUUUUUGACGGAGGACGAAGGGGCGACCUGGUACUGUUGUGGUGGCAUCAUCAGGUCUGAAAUUGACAAGGCAACGGCGGAGAAGGGCAAGGUCGACGAGCGAGAAUUGAGGAAGUUCUUCCUCACUUCGGUGUACGAUGAGCAGGGUGCCGACUGGGUCAAGACUGACCACAAGGUCAGCCUCGACCUCGCUCUGUUCAAGGGGUAUGGUCAGAAGGCAUUCGCUAUGAAAGCCUUCGGCGGCAAUCGAGAUGGGAAUGCCUUGAAGAUGCUCUUACCCAUUGAAGUCCUCAGCAAGACCAACGGGUAUAGGAAAAGUGGUCAAUUCCCGACGGUCGCCGCUGGUUACCAGCUCUCGUUACCUCUUGUCCCGUUCGAUGCUCUUGUCGUGUUGACACCGCAACAACCUGCCGGCGGGAAGCAGAAAGUCAUUACUUACCAGAGGCGUUCGGGCGGUGGUCCAUCGGGAAACCUUCCGAAGAAGAAGGGGCUCCCCAUACCUCCUUCGGAUUUUCGUGGAAGCUCGCGUUCUGGUGCCAUCUCGUGCUCGCGGGACAACGCUCAGCGUGGAACAGACCAGGAGUCGGACGAAGAAACGGAAGAAGACGAACAGGUUCACCGAAUGCAAUCGCGGUUGUUAGCGACACCUCAGCACAUCCAGGGCGAAGGCUCUUGCGAUGUGAAUGCGGGGCGGGAAGCUGGUGGAGGUGUCGAAGCCCAGGUGAGGGACGAUGGGGAAUAUGACGAGGAUGAAGGGGAGUAUGGUACUGGAGAGCGCCGAGAACAGGUUGGAGGAGGGGCAGGCCAUAUGGAGUGGGAAAAGGUUGCGGCGGGCGGUGGGGUGGGCGGUGGUGCUGUGCGUGGUUCGGAAAUGGGAGUCGAGGAAUUGGACGACGAAGGAGAAGAUGUGGAUGCUUUCGCGGGGCUUGCUUCCAAGGGGAGGGGAAAACGCACUGCACAAUCGUCGCCGAAGCCUGCUGCGCCUAAGAAACAGGCUCGAAGAAAAACUGUGGACGAAGCUCGGGUCGCAUUGGAUGCAUCUCAAGGAACACUUGGUGACAUCGAUGUGAAAUGCAAAUCAAGUGCUCGGAUUCGCAAAACGUCACAACCCAAGAACCCCGUGCGGCCAUCAAGGCGUCAGAAAUCGGACGACUCCAGCGACAAUGCUGAAGGUGUGGCCCCGUGCUUGCUCUCCCUCCCUGACGACGACAAGCAGGAGACGAAGAAACCCAGUGCGGUCAACAUGACGCAGUGCUUCUUCCUCGAGUACGACGACGACGGCAAAAAGAGAAGAGACCCGCCUAGGGUGGUGAUUGACGUCGUGCAGAUUCUUCCAAUUCCAGCGGGAGAUAUAGCCUUCAACCAGCGAUCGCUGAACUUGGUCAUCGUUGUAGGCAUCGAUGCGGCAAUCAAGGCAUCAACUCGUCCAAGGUCCGCGGAUGAUCCGGCCCCGUGGGAUCCACCGGAGUUGGUGCUGGCUCUGAUUAUGCCAUCGCUUGAGCAUCCGGACAGCCAAGGGACACGAGUCCUUCCGCAGGAAUUUGAUCCCGAUAGGGCAGAUGAGUAUUUCUAUUACCUGGUUGCCGGUCAACGUACUUCCGAAGCUAUGAAAAGAGCAGUGGCGAGGAAAUCUGAAGUUGUUGAGGUGUUCGACUUUCGGAAUUAUGAUCGUGUAUGGAUCAUUUAUUUCGACGACGACCACACGAACGGGUACGUGUAUGUUUCAACAUACGACAACACGAGAGCAGACCGUGCUAUGUUGCCGUCGUUCCACCAAGCCUGCCAGGACAUCAGACGAUUUUGGGACUUGAAGAAACGAAAUGGACCAGUGGGAAACGUGUCCAAAGGGGAUCCCGCCGGUGUGGCGCACCAGGAAGAGUGGAGGAAAUUUUUGAGACUUUGCAUGGGGAAGUCAUGUAAAAAAUCAUUGUGGACGGAGUUUUUCUCUACGAAGUGGCAAACGGACUGGACGGACAGAAUGAGGGGAUACAUGAAUGUCGCCACAUGCAAGGACAGGAUAUGGCCAUUGGUAAAGGAGUUUUUUCAGAAGUUCGAGGCAAGGGAGUUGCCGCUACACGAUAACAAAUGCCCGAAGGACUUGCCGGGGAAGCAGGAGGGGCGGUUGUCGGGCCAAUUCACUGAAGAGGUGAUGGGGAAGAAAAGGGUGUUCCAUUGCAUAGCGGCUAGGGACGGGGGACCGAAUGCUACGGUGUCCUUCAAAGAUCUCGUUCCGUUAAACUUCAAAUGUUUUGGAGAUAUGACGGCACGAGAGAAAGAAAUUGCAUUCCGGUUGAUGAUCGAUAAGAAAGUCCUCGCCACUACUAGACUGAUUCCUCCGGGGAAGUUGAAUAUGACCAACCUCCUCGACAUCAUAAUGCGCGAGAGGUACAUGAUGCGUCUGUUCAACUACAUCGUCUUCAAAUCGGAUAACAGAGAGGCGAAAGAAUGGAAGGACGGGAACUUCUUCGACUAUGAAAACGUGGAGGAGAGGUUUGUCGUUAAGGCAGGCGAAUGGGAUGAGGAAAGGGAUAGGAUCCCUUUGGAAUACGUCCGGAGGGUUCCGAAAAGACUCGGCAGAGAGCAAGAGGAAAAAAACCUGAAAGGAACUGGUCUAAAGGCCACGGAGGCAUUGUACAUGGACGCGUCAUUCCACUUCAAGUUCUUCGUGUACCAUGCCAUAGGAAAAAUGGACUUGCUGACAGCUGAGUUGCGACGUUUGAAGAACGUUGCGCUUCAUCUGUGUUGGGAGAAGAAAGAGCGACUGUCGACAUUGCUGCCGGUCAACAUGCACCCGAAGGAGUUGCUGCCCACGGCCGACGAAAUUGUGACUGCAGCCACGAACUUGGAUUGCAAGGCCGCCAUCCUUGAUGUCGCAAACCCGAAGGACUGCCUUGCAUAGAGGCUAGAUGAUUACCCCCGAAGCCCUCGCUAUGAGGCCGAUCGGGGUAGAGGCGACUCCCGCAGCCGAUGGGAGAGGGACGACAGAUACGAGAGAUCGGACCGAGAUGGAUAUAGGGACGACAGAUACGAGAGGUCGGAUCGAGAUGGCUACAGAGGAAGUAGAUAUGAGAGAGGAGAUCGGGACUGGGAACCACAAGAUGGGUCACGCGGACGGUUUGAGCGCGGGGGAGAUGCGAGAGAGCAGCGCAACGAGACGCGAGGAUGGUACAACCGAGGGGACCGACGCGAUGAGUCACGAGGACGAUAUGACUCGGGGGACCGCCGGGAUGAUUCGCGAGGGCGCUAUGACCAAGGAGGGUUUGGAGGAGACCGGCGCAACGAUCCACGCGGUCGGAAUGAGAGAGGGGGAUAUGGCGUCUCAUCAGAACCAUAUCCCAAGUCGCCUGACCCCAAGGCGGCCAGGAAUUCGAUGUCUAGAGGCACARACGACAGGGCGUCUACUCCCAGGAACUCAUGCGUCUACUGUAGAGGAGAAGAUCAUAUCAAGAGGGAUUGCCCGGACCUCAAAUGGGCAAUAGAAGAGGGACUUGUCGUGCUCGACGAACGCAAGUACGUCAAGGGGGCAGAUGAUCUCGGAGAUGUAUCGAUGUUCCCUUCGAUAAAGGAGAAUGUCAAAGCAAGGAGAAUAAAGACGAGUAAAGGAAUGGAGCCGUUCAGGAGCCAGAGCAUCAAGAUAACCUUUGAGGGGGACAUAGCGACCACACCCAUAAGGGUGGCAGCCACCAAGUCGGCGAGAGGGCCUACAUCGAAGAAAACUAACACGGAUUACGUGAUGGCGGAGAAGGACGGGCAGCGGGUCGAUGGAGAGGAGGUUAUCCUUUCGACACGAAAGCGGGGAGUGAAGAAGUUCUUAAUGAAGAGUUCGCUGGACGAGAUUGACACCCCAUGCAGUGCUGUAUUCUGGAGUACCUGGCGGCAUCGAAGCCAGCUCGUGAUGAGUUACAGAUGAUCACGCGGAAGACUCGCAUACCUCUAUCGAAGGAGGGUCAGGGGGCCCCUAAGGCGGAAGCUUCUUCAGU